Messenger RNA from Carica papaya (papaya), 1122 nucleotides. RefSeq names its product mitochondrially targeted single-stranded DNA binding protein (gene MTSSB). Gene Ontology annotation, molecular function: single-stranded DNA binding. Gene Ontology annotation, cellular component: mitochondrial nucleoid. The record is from RefSeq and is a predicted model, not a curated record. Lineage: Eukaryota; Viridiplantae; Streptophyta; Magnoliopsida; Brassicales; Caricaceae. Gene Ontology annotation, biological process: mitochondrial DNA replication; positive regulation of helicase activity.
UCGUGUGCAGCCCAAUUUGAGAAGACCAGUGUAUCUGUGAUGGAGCCCAUGUCUGAUCUAAUCAAUGGGUUCGCCCAUUCAGUCUCUCAAAACCCUUCUUCUUCCUCCCUCUCUCUCUCUCUCUCUCUCUCGCCAUCUGGUUUCCGCCAUACACGUUCGCUUUACAGUUUUAUUAGGUCCAGUCCAGGCGCCGAAAAUGAGUUCACUUGCUCCGAGAUUGGUAAAUUUGCUUAGAGUAUCUACUCCGAUAUCUUCUUCCUCUCAUCUAGCUACGAGUGUGCAGAGAAGCUCAAACUCGUGGUUCUCGACCGAGACAUUUGAUGUUGGCGAUAGGGAUGAGAACAAAACUGAAGUCGAAGAAGAUUUUGAUGAUCUUCUUGGCAAGCCCGAGACACAAGCGCACGGCGUUGAUCCAAAAAGGGGUUGGGCUUUUCGUGGCGUGCAUAAGGCAAUUAUUUGUGGAAGAGUUGGGCAAUCCCCUGUUCAGAAGAUAUUGAGGAAUGGACGAACAGUCACGAUCUUUACAGUCGGAACCGGAGGCAUGUUUGAUCAGAGAAUUGUAGGAGCAAAUAACUUGCCAAAACCUGCUCAGUGGCAUCGAAUUGCCGUGCAUAAUGAAGCACUCGGUGCAUAUGCUGUUCGACAGCUUAGCAAAAAUUCUUCUGUUUAUGUUGAAGGUGACAUUGAAACAAGAGUAUACAAUGACACGAUCAAUGGUGAUGUGAAAAGCGUGCCAGAAAUAUGUGUCCGUCAUCAAGGCAAGAUUCGCCUAAUAAAAUCUGGAGAAAGCAUCAGCAGCAUUUCUUUUGAUUCUCUAAGAGAAGGAUUGCUUUAGCUUGAAGUUAAUGAUCUAAAGAAAUCAAGUUUCUGGAGAGCAAAAGUAGACAUCCAAGUGUUAGCUUUGUAUUACUGUAACCAGGACGAAACAAAAAGCUCCAUUCUCAAUGCAAUCUAUUUUUUUCCUGCUCACCUUUCUGUUAUUUGUCCCCUGAGUAUCAUUCUCUGUCUUUUUUAAUUUUUGUUUUCUCUUCUUUUACAUGUUUAAAUUCUUAGGUAACUGUUUAACUCUGAAGCUUCAUUCGCUAAAUUGAUUUGCAGAAAUGCGAUUGCUGGGUGUGCCUA